CCCGCGCUGGAGCCCAGGCCAGCUUUGGGGUUGCCCUCGGACGAGUCUCGGUGACUGAGUCUCACCUUCCGGCGAAGGCGGCGGCGACGUCUAUUUCGUUGAAAAGCGACUCAGCGUCCAGGGCUCUCCUAGAGGGAACCCCCGCCCCCACCACCACCAUGCCCAACUUCUCCGGCAACUGGAAGAUCAUCCGAUCGGAAAACUUCGAGGAUUUGCUCAAAGCGCUGGGGGUGAACGUGAUGCUGAGGAAGAUCGCGGUGGCCGCGGCAUCCAAGCCAGCAGUGGAGAUCAAACAGGACGGCGACACUUUCUACAUCAAAACCUCCACCACCGUGCGCACCACGGAGAUCAACUUCAAGAUCGGGGAGGAGUUUGAGGAGCAGACUGUGGACGGGAGACCCUGUAAGAGCCUGGUAAAGUGGGAGACAGAGAACAAGAUGGUCUGUGAGCAGAGACUUCUGAAGGGGGAGGGCCCCAAGACCUCCUGGACCAGAGAACUGACCAAUGACGGAGAGCUGAUCCUGACCAUGACAGCGGAUGAUGUGGUGUGCACCAGGGUCUACGUUCGAGAGUGAGCGGCCCAGACCCGCCCUCCCCCAAGCCACCCCUGCUUCCCGGCCCCCCCUCGGGCACUGCCUGCCCCCAUGCUCUCCUAGGCUAGCUGUCCCUCACCCAGGUCACCUGAGGUGGCUGGGAUGCCUGUUGCAGGGUCUUGCUUUCUUGGACCCCUUGACCCCUCCCUUAUGCCAACAAAGAGGGAGGGGUUGCCAGAGCCCAGGCCGCCCCUCCCGGACCCACCGCCCCUCCCCAGACCUGCAGUCCCAGCCCCCACCCACUCCCCAGCCGUUUAUUUUCCUAUGAGGGGACCUGAGGGUCUAAGUGGCAAGGCCUGGCCCUCUGGCGUCCACUCUUUGUUCCUGUAGCCAGUAGGGUUUAGAAUAUUUAUUUGUUAAUUUUAUUAAAAGCUUUAAAAAAAUAA
Messenger RNA from Ictidomys tridecemlineatus (thirteen-lined ground squirrel), 979 nucleotides. It is a transcript of the gene Crabp2, whose product is annotated as cellular retinoic acid binding protein 2. The record is from RefSeq and is a predicted model, not a curated record. Lineage: Eukaryota; Metazoa; Chordata; Mammalia; Rodentia; Sciuridae. Gene Ontology annotation, molecular function: lipid binding.